AUGGCGGACGUCGAGGGACAAGGAAUUUGUUCAUCGGUCCCUCCGUUGCCUCACCCUUCCUCCCGGAACGGCUCCGGUGGCGGUAACACUACGCCGGGCACCGGCGGCGGCUGCCAGAUGGCAACCACCGUUACUUCAGGCCCACGGCUUGUUCGGAUAGUGAAGUCUGACUCGGGCUAUGGUUUCAAUGUUCGGGGACAAGUCAGUGAAGGAGGGCAACUACGGAGCAUUAACGGGGAACUGUACGCUCCACUGCAGCAUGUUAGUGCUGUUCUACCGGGAGGUGCCGCCGACAGAGCCGGUAUUUCGAAGGGGGACAGGAUUCUUGAGGUUAAUGGAGUGAAUGUAGAGGGAGCGACCCAUAAACAGGUGGUGGACCUGAUCAGGGCUGGGGAGAGGGAGCUUGUGUUGGCCGUGCUACCCGUCCCACCCCAGGAGGCCGACUGCUUAGAUCCCGGGGACGAUGGUUCAGCUCAGUCCUGCUACGACUACUCCGACAAGCAGGCUGUCCCCAUCUCUGUGCCUAGCUACAAGCACACUGAGCUCAACCAGGAAAAGUUUGUGGUAUAUAAUGUGUACAUGGCAGGCAGGCAGCUGUGCUCCAAGCGUUACCGGGAGUUUGUGAUCCUACACCAAAACCUUAAGCGGGAGUUUGCCAACUAUACAUUCCCCAAGCUGCCGGGGAAAUGGCCUUUUUCCCUGUCAGAGCAGCAACUGGAUGCACGACGCAGAGGCUUGGAAGAAUACUUGGAGAAAGUGUGCUCUGUACGGGUCAUUGGAGAAAGUGACAUCAUGCAGGAGUUUCUGUCUGAAUCAGAUGAGAACUAUAAUGGCGUGUCGGAUGUGGAGUUGAGAAUAGCCAUGCCCGAUAAAACCACGCUCACUGUCAGAGUUCGCAAAAACUCUACCACAGACCAGGUGUACCAGGCUGUGGUAAUGAAACUAGGGAUGGACAGUGUAACUGCCAGCUACUUUGCCCUGUUUGAGGUCAUCAACCACACCUUCGUGCGUAAGCUUGCCCCGAACGAGUUCCCCCACAAACUGUAUGUACAGAACUAUACCUCAGCCAUCCCAGGAACCUGCCUCACCCUGCGCAAGUGGCUCUUUACCACAGAAGAAGAGAUUCUGCUCAAUGACAACCAGCUUGCUGUCAACUACUUUUUUCACCAGGCUGUGGAUGAUGUGAAGAAAGGCUUCAUCAAAGCAGAGCAGAAGUCCUAUCAGCUGCAAAAGCUGGCAGAACAGAAGAAGAUGUCUAUGUAUCUGAGUUUGUUGAGGGGUUGCGAGGGCUACAAUGAGAUCAUAUUCCCCCACUGUUCCUGUGACUCCCGACGUAAAGGCCACGUCAUCACAGCCAUCAGCAUCCACCACUUCAAGCUGCAUGCCUGCACAGAGGAAGGGACACUCGAGAACCAAGUGAUUGCAUUUGACUGGGGGGAGAUGCAGAGGUGGGACACAGAUGAAGAGGGCAUGGCCUUCUGCUUUGAAUAUGCACGGGGAGAGAAGAAGCCACGCUGGGUCAAGAUAUUUACACCAUAUUUUAACUACAUGCAUGAGUGCUUCGAGAGAGUCUUCUGUGAGUUGAAGUGGAGGAAGGAGGUGGAAGAGGAGGCUACAGACAAGGACAAUAAGAACUGCAGUAAAGAUGGUAUGUGUGGCAAGAAUAUUUUCCAGCUGCUGAGGCACAGAAGGGAUGGAGGCACCUAGGAAGGGAGAUUGUUACCUCUUAACUACAUACCGUCGUCAUCGACUCAGCUCAGUUUUGGCCCUCAUCCAGCCCCACACCAAGCAACACUCGGCUAUUAACUACGCGGCCAUCAUUUACACUCCGUCAACUACAACCUGAGAAACUACCCAUGAUCCAUGCACUCAAAACGAACAUCUGCAAAUGAACCAAUCCAAUAAACAGAAUCAUAAAAAGCUACAGACACAUGAACCAGGAACUCUUGAAUCUAGCACAUCAUAAUCAUGCAUUUAGACAGAGCACUGUCAAAAAGAAAUGAGGCGUCUACAGACGUGGAUCCACAGAUUCAUGCAAGCCUCUCUUUCUUAUUGGCAGGGACUUGAGGUGGAUUGUGACAUGCAAAUAAGGAGCUUUGAAGCCUCCUCUGAAGUAGUCCUCCUUGUACAAGAAGUGGAAUUGAAUAAGAAAUUCACAGUGGACUAACAAGGGAAGUGAAAGCUGUUAGUGCUGGUACAGUGGAACACAGAUAGCACUGAUCAGCAAUAUUGAGGGUUGACCACAGGGAGACACUUAGCUUCUCAGUUUACAGAUUAGAGUAGCAGUGUCUUCUUUAGCUAUGCGUGUAGGGUGCCCUAGAAAGCUAAGGGCCAACCAAAGUGAGGCCCUCUGAAUGUAAGUCAUAGCUGAAUCAUGUCACAUACUAAAUUUCCAUCCUUUUGGCGCUAAAUCUGCAUUUAUAAAAGAAAACUCUUAACAUUGUAAUGUGGCAUAAGAGGAAGGGAGAGAAGAGAGAGAGAAAGCAGACAUUUUGUAGGACUGUUACACACAUUUUUCUUUAGAGAUUUGGGUGAACAUAGCAGACAGCUGUGAUGGUUUGACACAUGAGCAGGAACAUGUUAAACUUUAGAUUAAUGUUGCACUUUAUCCAAAAGUAUUAGCAACCUCCAGAUGUAGGAAAUGUAACCUAAGAGGCAGGUAGUGGACAUAAUAAUGGAAUAAGUGUUAUCCUAAUUAAGUUGGCAUUCAUUUUUGACUGACUACAGUAUGAUAAUGCACUGCACCAUCAAAUGGUGUGUGCAGUGUGCAGAGCCAUGCAUCAAACUUUGAUGUAUGAAUAAACAUUAGGUUAACUCUCCAUGCAAAUGUUUUGAGACACUGUAGGGCAGCAGUGAUGUGGAGCACUGACCAGUAAGGUGGCAGUGUACACUAUGUUUAGUGUGUAUUACCACAACAAAACAGCAGGGGUCCUCCUCUUCCUACCUGCUUUUCUGGCUGGACAUGAUUGCUUUGUUUCUGAGAGCUCCCAUAGGAUUUAUAAUAGGCCUGUAAUUCAAAUGGCCUUUCCAACCAGCACUAUUUAUCUCUGUAGCUGGUGCGUUCCUGUACUGUUAAACCACUCAUGCACUCCAGAUUCUAUUUCUGUGCAGGAAGAGCAGCUUGCAUUCUCCAUCAACGUGAUAAAUAUGAAGAUCACUGCACAGGUUCACUAAAGGCUUGGUAGCCACUGAUCACCUAGCUGCAGUGUAACGUAAUGAACUUUCCCUCUAAAUAAGCCCACUUAAUGUAAUUCUUAGAAUUAAAUUAAAUUAAUGGGCCCUCCUAUUAAGGUUGGGUCAUGUGGUUGAAAUCAUUAUCAUUAUGUUAAUAAGGAUAUGUCCCAAAAUCAAUAAGCUGUGUAUCAUAUCGUUAAUUUAUGCAAAAUCACAUGUAAAAUCAUCAAAUUGAUGGGCAAAGCAAAGACCUUUGUUCUACUGCUAUACAUUACAUGAGACCAAACUUCAUAUGUGCAAAACAAAAACCUCACAAACUAAUUUUCUAGGUAAUUUUUAAUAGAAACUUGCUCUGAGUCAUUAAGUUGAUCAACAGAAAUUUGUAAAAUGAUAAGGUUAUGUGAUCACGAUAUGAAGCCACUGAAUGUCAAUAAAUGAUAAUCAAUCACCACCCAGCCCUAACUCCUAUUUGGCUCGUAAAGAGAAUAUUAACAGUAUUUUUGUUAUCUGCCAGUAAAGAGUCGUAGAUUGACAUCAGUGGCUCUUACUAAGCGAGCUUGUUACGAUGAUGGUGCUGUUCUAAAAAGCCAUGUUGGGUGAUUAAUGAGCCCCAGCAGAUCUGGGUGGGUGUAUAAAAGAGGUUUAAUUGAGAGACUGUGUGCAAUCCUAAAGGCCAAACAUAUUUCCCAGGAUUCUUGUCUGUUUACUGAGCCAUUUCUGAAGCAGUCAUUUGUCUGACAUCGUCUUAUCUGCCCACCUUCAAGUGUGUGCUCUCUUUGGCUCACCUCUCUCACCUUCUCUCUCUCAUUCUGACUAAAGUCAGGAGUCACUUGCAUUAUUUAUAUUAGUAAGAUACAAUUUUAAAUUCAGCAUCUCUGUGUUUUAGUUUUUCAUCUGAUAUGGACAGGCUUUCAAAGAGUCACGCUCAGAAGAAGAGAGAGAUUGACAACCUGCAGGUUAUUUUGACAUGUUGAAAUGUAAAAUUUAAGACAAAGUGUUUGGUUACGUUGCUUACUGUAAUAAAUUGUAACAUAUUCUUUUAA
Messenger RNA from Xiphias gladius (swordfish), 4217 nucleotides. It is a transcript of the gene snx27b, whose product is annotated as sorting nexin 27b. Gene Ontology annotation, biological process: signal transduction; intracellular protein transport. The transcript has 13 exons. Bases 1 to 1707 code for a protein of 568 amino acids. Gene Ontology annotation, cellular component: early endosome. Gene Ontology annotation, molecular function: protein binding; phosphatidylinositol-3-phosphate binding. The record is from RefSeq and is a predicted model, not a curated record. Lineage: Eukaryota; Metazoa; Chordata; Actinopteri; Istiophoriformes; Xiphiidae.